Melitaea cinxia (Glanville fritillary) is the source of this 405-nucleotide messenger RNA. RefSeq names its product CAPA peptides-like (gene CAPA). The annotation marks the transcript as partial. Gene Ontology annotation, biological process: neuropeptide signaling pathway. Gene Ontology annotation, molecular function: neuropeptide hormone activity. The record is from RefSeq and is a predicted model, not a curated record. The transcript is spliced from 4 exons. Lineage: Eukaryota; Metazoa; Arthropoda; Insecta; Lepidoptera; Nymphalidae.
AUGCAGCCCAUAAUUAUAUUCUCGGUGGUGCUGCUAGCGUCAGUAGUGGCCAGUCAUUCUACUAAAACAUUGCGUCGUGAUGGAGUACUGCACCUGUAUCCGUUUCCGAGGAUAGGUCGCGCCUCGGAACGAACUUGGCAGGUUCCGGUCAACGAUUACCAAGAUCAUGAACAGGUUAAAAGGCAGCUCUAUGCAUUCCCGCGAGUCGGAAGAAACGGUCUAUCACAAUCUGACGUUCAGAUAUCUCCGCAACUAGAAAAUAUGCUGUACGAAAGACGCAACAACUUCGACAAACGGGAGUCUAAGCUAACGUCGAACCAGCAAGGAAUGUGGUUCGGUCCACGGCUGGGCAGGGCAUACAAGAAAGAAAUUGACGACUAUCCGCGAGAGAACGAAAGUAACCGA